Microbotryum saponariae is the source of this 6183-nucleotide messenger RNA. Lineage: Eukaryota; Fungi; Basidiomycota; Microbotryomycetes; Microbotryales; Microbotryaceae. The record is from the annotation of a GenBank genome assembly.
AUGGAGACCGGCGAGACCGGCCCACCCCCACCAUCGGCGUCCGCGGCGACGAGCGUCCCGAUUGGGACAAAGGAGACGCAAGUCCCUAUCGCCGCCGCGACCUACGCCACCGCCGCGAUUCAAAAGACCAAGCAGACUCCCGAGCAGCAGACCCAACAACAACACCGUGCCAAGGCUUUGACCCAAAUGUUCGAAGUCAUGGGUGCUGUACCGGGCAAUCGCACCGACCGGUGGUUGCAAGCCACCUUCGCCACCGACGAGUACCCUGUCGCUACCGCUACAUCGCUCAAGUAUUCGGCUCUCAACGCCAAUCGAUCCAUUCGAAACAUCUUCGACUUUGCUCUCGACGUCACUUUGACCGUCCAAGGCGCCUCGAAGGCCUCUCCCGCGGACAAGGCCGAUCUGCUCGGUUGCGUCACGAGACUGCUCUCCCCGCAAUCGCCCCUGUGCUUCGACGCCGAGGUCACCCUUCCCGAGCACCUUGCGGCGUUUGCGCCCCAGAUUAGGGUAUCCAACACUCGUCUUUCGUCAGGGCCGGUGUGGUCAACCACCGUAUCUCCGUGGGAUUCGUUUCGGCGAAGGCACGUGACUCGGCGCUUACGGCCCCACUGGCGCUUACUUGGCACUCUGCAAAGGCUCACUUCGCAAAGGCCCACCACUUCUACCACAACAUGGUCGAGCUGGCGUAUCAACGUCGGUGUCGCAGCGGUCCCAUCCAGGGAUGCCAUUGUUGACUCUUUUAAAUCAAUUGUCACCAAAAUCACAGCCAAGGGACACCGUUGCGAGCUGGUACAAGUCUUGCGCGUGAUCCACGUCGAUAACGACUCGGCCUAUGCGCACUUGGCCGGCGAGUUUUCGGCCUUUAUCCGCUUCGACGACGACGCCCUUUUCAAAGCCCCUAACAACACGCUGAAGGAGCUCCUACCGUCGAAGGUCUCUCUAGCCACUAGAGGCAACAUGCAUACGGCGGUUCGUCACGACUACGAACGAGAAGCGGCCUGUGCUCGGUGCCACUUUGUGGGGCAUGUGGAGACCUGCGCGCUGGAACAGGAGAGGAGGCAGAAGGAAGCGAACAACAACACCGGAAGGCACAACAAGUACCACAACAACCCAACCAACACCAACAACAACAACAACGACACCACCAACACCAACAACACCGACAACGACGCUUCCGAGGUUGUGGCCCCUAGCCGCGCCCUCGGAACCGACCAACUCGAAUCGCGGAACCGAUUUGCGGGGCUCGAGGUCGAAGGAGGACAGGAGGAUGACGUCGAGGAGGAGGAUGCAGGAAAGGAGGGCGAGGAAAAGGAGCAGGUCGAAGAAGGAGAAGAGGAUACGGGCGCCAAGGCGGACGACGAGGAUUCGGACUCGGAUGGGAACGCCGGAGCGGGCAUCGACAAGGCGGGAGGCGACGACAAGGACGACGACAAGGACGACGACGAGGACGAACAGGACGACAGCUCGGAGGGAAGCGAACAAAGGGAGGACGAAGGAAACGAUGGGGAUGACGUGAUGAAAGAUGGAGCAGAGGAGGAGGACGAAGGGACGGAGACGGAGGUGGAAGAAGAGGUCGAGCAGGAACAGGGGGUACAGGACGACAGCAUCAUGAUCAUCGACGACGACCAAACGACGAUCACCACGGUUUCCCGCGAGUCGACUCCUCGGAGUCCCUCGUGGCCUCCACUAUCUCCUGAGACGUUGGCAAAGUCGCUGCGCGAGGGUGCGGAGUGGGACCGAGCUAACGCCGAAGCUGCUGCACGUGUCCAAGCAGAAAAGGAGGCGAUCAUCAACGCCCAACUCGACGCGGAGGAACCGCUCGUUCGCCACCAAUUUGCAGAGUGGGGUCAGGAAGAUGGACAACUGCGAUUCAUCAACAUUCGUGGCACCGGCUCCGGGUCGAACAAGAAGAUGAAGAGGUCGCAAACGGUGGCCGAUCUCAGCGAUCCGAGCGACGACCCGGUCGAUAUCAAGCGCGUUCUGAACAGGGUCAAAGGUCGAGCAGGAAAGGAGGUAGCGGGUCAGGGGAAGAGGGUGACGAGGUCGAUGUCGGCGGCGGCGGCGAUGCAGGUCGAGGGGGCCAAGGCGAAAGCGGAGAAGGGUAAAGGGGUGGAGGAGGAGAAGCGCUGGUCCGACCACGAGCCCGAGGAUGACAUUCUCCCCGAAUUCCCACUCUUUGAGGACGACACUACCGCCAAGAGCACGUCUACAUCGUCUAUCCAAUAAUGAUCAAGCACACCAUCACCAGCUGGAACGUGAGGAGGUGCAUGGGGAUCCCGGAAAAGCGACGCAACAUUUACACCUAUUUAUCAACAUUCAAAGCAUCCGCCAUUCUACUACAAGAACACUUCAUCAAACCGGAACUCUGGCAAUGUAUCAAGGACGAGUACGAGGGCAAGGUCUUCAUCAGCAAACACUGUCUGACUCUGAUCCCCGCCGACUCGCCCCUGAUCGACGCCGAGAUUUUGCGCACCCACUCGGCACUCGACGGACGAAUCCUGGUCACCUCCUUUCGACUUCGAGGCGACAUCCGGAUACUCGAGAUCAACAACAUUUACGCACCAGUCGAUACAAAACAACGACUCACAUUCUUUGACAAACUACAUUUCCACAGGACGCAGAGCACCCACCUUCGACUCCUCGGCGGCGAUCUCAACGACUGCCCGCUGCCGGCGAUCGAUCGGCGGAACCAAGGUCGGCACGGCCAUCACUGGCCGAUCCUGAUCGGCAAGCUCGACUCGCCCUACACCGACUGCAUACGAUUCAAACACCCGCUCACACCAUCUUUCACUCGACCCAACAUCGUCCGCAAGCGACCAAAGUCCUUUUCACGACUUGACUACUUCCUUCUGCAGCGCACCCACCAAAAGCGACUCGUCCAAGCCUCGACGAUCUACGACCACCCCAAGGACCUUUCGGAUCACCGACCGGUCUCGAUCGUCCUAGUUCUCUCGGAUGAGCGAGGAGACGCGGCUCAACCCAACAAUAGUUUACCAACGACAUCAAACCAAUUACAUCGUAUCAACGCGGCGACCUUCAAGACGGCGGAGUUCCAGGGGAUGUUGGAAGGAUGGUUGGAAGGAGCGAGUGGGGAGGAACCGGUGGGGGAGCUCGAGGUGGUGCUGGGGAACUGCGCGAAGGAGGGUCGGGAGCUGGCGAGGAGGGAGCAUCGGGAGCGGGUGGAGCGGAUGGCGGUCUUGGUGGGAAGGGUGCAGGAUCUGGAGGCGUUGCCGGUGAUGGGGGACGAGGAGACGGCCGAAUGGACGCGGACGACGGAGGAACUUAGGCGAGCGGUCAACGAGCGCGCGCGCCAACUUCGGAUCCGAGCCCACGUACCCGAAAUCGCUACCGAGGAACGACUGUCGCGGCCGGUCCACGCCAAGCUCGCGGCACGGAGUUCGGAUUCCAAGAUCACAGCACUGCGAUUGCCCAACGGAGAGCUGACACAUGACAUUGACGUCGCGCUUGACCACACACAGGCGCACUUUCAGCGCCUCUACGAUCUCGAGCCGCGCGAUCGGGACCACGUCGAGCGACUUAGGGACGAUUUCUUGGCGCCGAUCAGGUCGGCGCGCACUUGCGAUGACCCGAGCUCGGACCCGCUCUUUCUGCGACGACUCUCGGAAGCGCACAUCGAGCUGCUGCAGCAACCCAUCACCGAGGACGAGGUCGUAGCCGCAAUCGCAACAACACACCCCGGUCGAUCGCCGGGUCCAUCUGGCGUGCCCUACGAGCUCUAUCACACAGCGCCGCGGGCGUGGGCCAAGGCGCUGAGCAGGGCCUUCAACGCGAUGACCGAGCGCGGCUCGCUUUCACCGAAGCAGGGGCAAGGACUCGCUCGCCUGCUCUUCAAGCACCACAAGAUCGGGGCCGAUCGCGCCGAGCUCUCGUCGUACCGGCCCAUCACCUUGCGCGAGUGCGACUACAAGCUCUUCACCAAGGUCUACGUUGCGCGACUCAACCACGUGCUGCCGGACCUGCUCCCACCGCAACAGCACGGCUUCGUCAAGGGCCGCCGAUCGGCGGACGCGUCAUUCCACCUGCGACUCUUGAUCGAGGAGCUGGGCGCGCGCGGCACCGAGUUCCCUGACGCGGCGCUCUUGUCUCUUGACCAAUCGUCGGCUUACGACCUCGUCGAGCACGAAUGGAUCUUCGCCAUCUUCGACGCUCUCGGCGCUCCUGCCGCCUUCCAACGCGUUCUGAGGAUGCUCUACUCGGGUGACUCAACCACGGCGCGAUAUAUCAUCAACGGCUUCUUGACUCCGCCGGUGCGGCUGACGUGUGGGCUCGGCCAAGGGGACCCGGCGUCGUCGUCGGUCUGGGAUGUCGUGUUCCAGCCGUUCCUGGAUGCUCUGCACCGUCGAGGCAUCGCGCUGAACCUCUCGCUUCCUACCAUUCACCCCUACCCACAGAGCCGCGCCAUUACAUCCCUUGCGUUUGCCGAUGACGUCGUCGUCGCUGUCGCGGGCUCGGAGUCACUCAACUUGCUCGACGACCUGGCGCUCGACUGGAGGCUCGCAACCAAUGGCCGGCUCAACACCGACAAGACCGUCGUACUACCCAUCGGGUGUCGCUGGGAGGCUGGCGAUCGUCCGCUCGUCGUCAAGGCCGAGGGCGAGUCGCUCGAGUGGAUCGGCCUAUCUUUCGACCCCACCGGCAACACCGAACUCGCCAACGUGAAUCUCGUCGCACGGCUCGAAGCGGUGCUCGAUUCGGCACGGGACCGAGGGCUCACACACCACACCCGAGCGUUCUACGUCAACCGAUACGCCAUUCCCAAGAUUCUGCACAUCCUCUCCGCCGACAUCCCACCGCUCGAGGUCGUCAAGGAGCUUGAUCGCAUUCUCGCCGACUUUGUCCGCGGCGGCAAGAGGAGGUCGUGCUAUGGCAAGGACGUCGUCUUCACACCGAGGUUCAAGGGGGGUCUUGGGGUCAUGCGGAUGCAGGACGUCGUCGACUCGGUUGCGGCACGCGUCUGGGACGUGCUUCUUGGCGGUUCGGAUGCGAUCUGGCAGGGACUUGCGCGCGCGGCGAUUGUACGAGCCCAUCCCGCCCCGACUUUGACUUGGCAACCGAUGCGUGGCCUUGCGACUACACUCCGAUCCGAACCGAUCUACACCCAAGAUGGCAGGCCGUGCUGAAGGUACCAUCGACGCACAAUGCGCAAGUCAAGCCGAGGACGUUGACGCUCGCGAACCUUCUCGCUCUUCCGAUCAAGUUGCACACCCUUCACUACCUACCGGGAGCACCAGCUGUGUCGCGACCACCCUACGACGCCGACUAUGCUGCGUUUGCCAUUUACGCCAAGGUAGCGGACCUGUUUCGACGCGAGCUGUACCCGGGCGGGGGCUUUCAUCUCUGGACGCCGCCGACGGAUGUGGUCGUCAGCAACAGCGAAUACGAUCAACGGGGCCGCCCACAACGAGAGCACAUCGUGGCAUGGUACCGACAUGCGAUCAAUCGAUUGAGGUUCACACCAAUAGCUCAACCGGUGGCGGCAGUACGAAUCAACGGGCCUCCCCGAGUCCGCCCCACCACGCCGCUCGAGUCGAUCCUGCCCAUCCGAUCGACCCGCCGCAGCGCCUUCCGAGACCGGCUCUCCCAGACCAAUCAACACAAUACAACUUGCUCAGCAUGGAUCGGCCAUACACCAUCCGUCGCGUCCGCCGAGUCUUGAAUGCAAAGGCCUUCACCGACACGAUCGGUUUCAGGGACUCGCUGCAGCCCGACGAUCUCAAGGGAUUCUGGAAGGGGGUCAACUCGAAGGCAUUGACGGCGAGGGAACGCGAGGUGUGGUUCAAGCUCGUCAGGAACUUCACCCCGACUCGGAGUCUGCAGUUUCAUCAAAAGCACGACGACUCGCCCGCGUGCCUCGUCUGUGGAGCGCCCAAGGACGAUCGGGAGCACUACUUCUUCGACUGCGUUGACUCUAGGAACGUUUGGAUCGCGGCAAGGGGCGUGCUCUGCGACGCACUGGGGCUCGACACGAUCGACAACACGCAUUACACGGCCGUUCAACGCAUGUUCGGACUUCCGAAGCUCAAGGCCAGUCUGCGCGAUCAAGAAGGAGCGGGGAGGACGAUCGAAAUAUUCACCGGGCUGGUCUUGGAGAUGAUCAGCAGCGGGAGGUGGGGGAUGCAGAAGUGGGGACGAGGAUGGAGGGUGUUGGGAGGAGGAGGAUAA